UGUUCUGAAGAAGGAGGGUUUUGGUAAGUGUUUGGUUCUGAAGGCACCACUAAUACCAUAAGCACACAGUGCGCAAACAGGAUAGUUUGCCUACGUCAUUGGAAAAACCUAACUUUUUGAAAAUGAGCGAAUUGCUUAUGGAAAAAGAAAAAGUUGUAUUUUCAAGAUCCAAAGUUUAUUUAGAAGGGACACACGCUUUGGAAGAAGCGUUUAAGCUUUUUGUGCCUCAACCCAAAGAUUUUACCGCCAAUUCGGAUGGCAAAAUAUGGGAUUUUCUAUGUAGUUUUAAGCAUGAAGGCUUUUCCCCUGUCAUUUUGAGAAGCAAGGAUGUUUACGGGUAUUCGUCUUGCAGAUCAGUUGUGCCAGAUAAGAACGGUAUUGGUGUUAAAAAGGUAAGGGGCUUGGCAGAUACCAAAAAGAAAGCGCCUGGCUUACGAAGCGAAAGAAAAAAGAAAAGGGGAAGAAAACCCAAGAAGUAUAGCACAAAGGGUCUCGGAAGUGUAUUUAACCUGCUGGAAACUGUAACAAACUCGCCCUGCGUGGUAUCAAAUUCACCGAGCAGUGUAGUGUCGGAUUCCCCGAAACCUGUAUCAAGACCAAGUUCACCAGAAAUUGUAUCAAACUCGAUGUGCAUUGCAUCAAAUCCACCGAUCACUGAUUCACCAGAGACUGUAUCAAACUCGCCGUUCACUGCACUAGCAGAGAGGCUGGAGACCACGUCAACUUCUUCGGACAGUACAUUAUCCGAGUCGCUGGAGACUAUAAACUCGCUGGACACUGGUACUGUGUAUUGUCAAAUGACUUUGGAAGAAAUCUGGAGGGCAGCAACUCCUAAGAUAAUUACUGUAAAAACGGUGGUGGUGAAAGACGUGUUUUGUGAAAAAAACACAGCUGCUGCCCGCAGUAGAGCAGAAACACUAAUGCAUUUAAAUCUGACAGCUCACUUAAAAUUACGACGUUUAAAUAUACCGCAGUAACUCGAGUUGUGAACCAACAUUAUGCUGCUAUAUUAAACUUUUACUGACUUGUUAUAACUCAACAUUGUUACUACUUACCCAACGCUCACAUAAUUCCAACACUUUU
Molecule: messenger RNA, 1083 nt
Organism: Acipenser ruthenus (sterlet)
Lineage: Eukaryota; Metazoa; Chordata; Actinopteri; Acipenseriformes; Acipenseridae
Product: coiled-coil domain-containing protein 71L-like
Exons: 1
Coding region: 123-977 (284 amino acids)
Source: RefSeq, a predicted model, not a curated record